Molecule: messenger RNA, 1720 nt
Organism: Ceutorhynchus assimilis (cabbage seed weevil)
Lineage: Eukaryota; Metazoa; Arthropoda; Insecta; Coleoptera; Curculionidae
Source: the annotation of a GenBank genome assembly
AAGGCAAAUGGGCAAAAUGAUGCGUACCGAUGUCAAUGGUAUAAGACCCAGAAAGUCAACGGGCAACAAUUGGACUCUAGAUUCGCCUAGGACCAAAAAAUUGCCCAUUUUCAAAAUGGGCGAAAACGAUUUUGCUGUUAAUUUGCCUCACGAAAAUUUAAGCUACUAUUCACAAGUACCCAGCGCACCAAAGGUCACCACUUCGUUCAAUGAAACCGCUCCAGAAGUCAAAAAGACAAUUUCCAACCAACUGAGAAAGUACUGCGAGAAUACCACUUUGCACGGUCUAAGAUAUGUUGGUGAUACUCAACUUUCAUUUGGUGAAAGAAUAUUCUGGUUGAUCUCCUUCUCCGUAGCAAUAGGCUUCGCAACAUAUUACAUAACAAACAUCUACGACAAAUGGAAAUCGAGUCCUGUAAUCAUAAGUUUCAGCCCUUUCGAUGGCGACAUAAGCAAAAUACCAUUCCCUGCAAUAACUAUUUGCAAUAUGAAUCAGGCCAAGAGAAGCGAAGCUGAAAAAAUCCUUCGAGAAGGAUCUAACGUGGACAAAAAACUACUAGAUGACGCUUGUAACGGUAAUGCCAGCUUCGACCAAACCGAAAAAAUUUCCUGGGAAGCUCUCAGGAACUUUUUAACUGGAAAUUCGUGCUCGGAUAUGUUGAUAUCGUGCCAAUGGGGCGACGAUAAAGUCGAUUGCGAUGAUGCGUUCAACAACGAUUUAACUGACGAAGGCCUGUGUUGCUCCUUCAAUCGAUUACCACCUGAAAAGAUUUUCAGGAGCAUGAAAGAUAUAAGCAUUUUGAAUCAGACUUAUCCGAGCAACGUGUACGAUUGGCACGCUGAAAAAGGGUUUCAGGAUACUGAUUACGGGGAUUAUAUUCCGCGGAGACCUUUGGGUGCCGGAGCUCACUUGGGGCUAUCCAUAAUCCUGGACGCUCAGAUUAAUAAUUAUUAUUGUUCCUCGACUCGAAGUGUUGGGUUUAAGGUAAUGUUAUCAAAUCCCAUCGAAACUCCCAAAAUGGCAGACUUUGGAUUUUUAAUUAGUCCAGGAUUUGAGAAUAGAAUAACAGUGCAACCGGUUGUUAGGGAAGCUACAGCUACUUUAAGAGACAUAGCGAUUGAAAAAAGACAGUGCUAUUUUUCAAAUGAACGUCCCUUGCAAUAUUAUAGAACAUACACUACAAGAAAUUGCAAUUUGGAAUGUCAAUCCAACUAUACAUUGCAAAUGUGCGAAUGCAUUCCCUAUCAUUUACCAAAAAGCAGGCAAAUAAAAUAUUGUGGAAAAACUGAAAAAGAUUGCGUUGAUCAGGCGAAAAUUGAUAUGGAGACAGUGGUUGGGAAUGGUUCUAGCUGUAAUUGUCUGCCUUCUUGUUAUUCAAUUGAAUACAACAACCAUAAGUCUUUUGCUAGAUUAUCCAGACGUAUAAAUGGCGAUUUUACUGCUAUAACUUCCAAGUAUUUUGUGGAUAAUAUGGCAAUUGUUCAAGUAUUUUUUUCAAGUUCCAAGUUUACCAAAGAAUUUAAAAGCGAAUUGUAUGGAUUCACCGAAAUAUUAUCUAACGUCGGUGGAUUAUUGAGCCUCUGUUUAGGAUUCAGCUUUUUGAGCUUGAUAGAGCUAUUUUACUUUGUAACUUUGAGAGUCGUGUGCGAUAUUGCCCAACAUACGAGGAAAGUUAUUAAAAAACAGAAAGAAUCAAAUGUUAUACCGUUUUUGAAAUAA